ACAAUGGCGAGAGAUUCUCAACUGAUCACUUUUCUAGUCCUUGGUAUCAUUUCAACCUUGGCCUUCUUAGUCCAAACCUCUAAUGCUGGUGGCAUAGCCAUCUACUGGGGCCAAGCCAGUAACGAGGGAACCCUUCUCGACACUUGCAAUUCCGGAAGGUACAAAUAUGUCAUGAUUUCCUUUCUCAACCAGUUCGGCAACGGCCAGAAACCCCAAAUAAACCUCGCUAGCCACUGCAACCCCGCCGGCGGCGGCUGCCAGGUGGCGAGCAAAGGCAUAAAGGCUUGUCAAAAGAAAGGAAUCAAAGUGUUUCUCUCCAUUGGAGGAGGCAUUGGAAAGUACACUCUGACUUCCAAAGCCGACGCCAAAAAUGUGGCGGACUACUUGUGGAACAACUUCUUGGGUGGGAAGUCCAGCUCUCGUCCCUUAGGCGACGCCGUUUUGGACGGAAUAGAUUUCGACAUCGAGCUCGGAAACCCCCAACACUACGACGAUCUCGCUAGGUUUUUAAAAGCUCGCAGUACUAGUAAAAGGCCUGUUUUGUUAAGCGCAGCUCCUCAGUGUAUAUAUCCUGAUAAGUUUGUUGGUGAGGCGCUUCAGGCUGUGAGCUUUGACUAUGUUUGGGUUCAGUUUUACAACAAUGGCCCAUGCCAGUAUGACGCCAAAACGGGUUCUGUUAAGAAGCUUCUUGACUCAUGGGACAAAUGGAACAAAAACUUAACCAAGUCCAACAAGAUCUUUAUGGGGUUGCCGGCGGCGAGGAAGGCAGCCGGAGCAGUCGGCGGCUAUAUUCCGCCGGGUGUUCUAAAGUCGAAGGUUCUUCCGAAGAUUAAGAAGUCGAAGAAGUAUGGAGGUGUGAUGCUGUGGAACAAGUUUUGGGAUGUUCAGAACAAGUAUAGUGAUGACAUUAUCGGAAGUGUUUAAGUUUGAGUUUGACCCUUCUGUUUUCUGAGAAAGAAAUAAAAAAGGUCAUGUUAUGGUGUUUUAGGUAUAAAUAAGAGCAACAAUAUUCUUAGUUGCUGAUCGAUCAGCGGUCCCGUAUAGAGCUGCCUUGUUACGUAGCCUUAAUUUGCAAGG
This is a messenger RNA of Humulus lupulus (European hop), 1077 nucleotides long. RefSeq names its product hevamine-A-like. Bases 4 to 924 code for a protein of 306 amino acids. The record is from RefSeq and is a predicted model, not a curated record. Gene Ontology annotation, biological process: carbohydrate metabolic process. Gene Ontology annotation, cellular component: extracellular region. Lineage: Eukaryota; Viridiplantae; Streptophyta; Magnoliopsida; Rosales; Cannabaceae. Gene Ontology annotation, molecular function: chitinase activity. The transcript has a single exon.